Molecule: messenger RNA, 1319 nt
Organism: Punica granatum (pomegranate)
Lineage: Eukaryota; Viridiplantae; Streptophyta; Magnoliopsida; Myrtales; Lythraceae
Source: RefSeq, a predicted model, not a curated record
AUGCCACCCAGAAGAAGUUUGUGCAUCUUUGAGAUAAUUUUUGUUAUUGUACUUGCCACUACGAAUGGUAGCCUCGUGAUUGGGGAUCCAUCGGGAUGUAAGUUCCCUGCCAUCUACAACUUUGGAGACUCGAACUCAGACACCGGGGCAAAUUCUGCCGCGUUCACUCAGGUUCCAGCUCCGUACGGUGAAACCUUCUUCAAGAAGCCAUUUAAGAGAUUAUCAGACGGCCGUCUAAUUAUUGAUAUAAUUGCUGAGAAGCUUGGGAUGCCGUACUUGAAUGCGUACUUGGACUCUAUUGGGACGAGUUUUAGGCACGGGGCAAACUUUGCAGCUGCAGGCUCUUCCAUUCUACCCGGUCCUUUCAGCCCCUUCGAUCUAGCUGCUCAAAUGUCUCAGUUCUCUCAGUUCAAGUCACGAACUGCUGAACUUUAUUGCAACUCAUCCUCUUCGGCGAGUGAUGGAACGAUUCCGAAUCCCGAUGACUUCUCAAAGGCCCUCUACACGUUCGAUAUUGGACAGAGCGAUCUCACACUUGCCUUCCAGAACAGGACACCCCCUCGAGUCAUCAUAUCAACGUUUCCCGGCAUCCUUGAUCGCCUCUCACAGUCAUUGCAGCAACUUUAUGGAGAAGGGGCAAGAGCUUUCUGGAUCCAUAACACCGGUCCGAUUGGUUGCUUGCCCCUUAUGGCGUUCCAAUUUCGGUUCAGGGGUGGUACUCUGGAUUCGAACGGGUGCGUGGGGUUCAUGAAUGAUGUGGCUCAAGAAUUCAACCGGCAACUUAAGGGCAGUGUGGCCCAACUAAGGGCACAGCUCCCACUGGCAAAGCUUACUUAUGUCGAUAUCUAUUCGUCUAAACUCGAACUCAUCAUCAAUGCUAAGAGCCAAGGUUUUGCCAACCCGCUGGAUAACUGUUGUGGGACAUUUUUGCCGUACGUUGUGAUGUGCGGGACUUCAAUGCAAUUGAAUGGGACCACCAUUCAUGGCUCUUCGUGUAGUGAUCCUUCGACUCGAAUUAGUUGGGAUGGCAUUCAUUAUACAGAGGCUGCGAACCUGUGGGUUGCUUCUCGAAUCCUCAACGGUUCCUUCUCUGACCCGCCAGUCCCCAUCUCCGGCGCCUGUCCCUAGAUGAAACCAGUCUGGUUAGUUCUUUAAUUUUUUUUCUCGCUUUUCCGAUACAAUUUGAGAAUAAGUAUGUCACAGAGCAAACUAUUAGUGAAGCUAGUAAAUGCAUCUAAGCUUCAAAAAUAAGAGGUUGUGUAACAUGUUCCCAUGGAAAGUUAGUUAAAGUCAAGUGCAAACGUUCUUGUUCUCUCCGA